UAUCUAUCAUGUUUAUACCUGCGCAUCAAAAAAAAUGCAUGUUCUAAUAAGUUCUAUGUACUGUUGAUCACGUUUAUCGCUGUUCUUGAUCUUCUCAUCUUCCAGAUGGAGCAGAAGAAGCAUAUUUGUGCAUCCAUAUGUGAUGGCUUACCCACCCUAUUUGCCAACCAUCCUUGGUGGGUUCAUCACUAUCAGAUGCUCAGAAACAACGAAGACCAUAUUAUCUAUACCAUGCGUGAGCCGCCGUCUCAACACAGGUACCAAAUUCCUUCGUCUCACGGGAAGUGUAUCCAGGGGUGUUUCCAUGGUUGGGUGAUUCUCUCUAACCAUCCAUACAAUGACAUGUGGUCACUUUGGAACCCCGUGACUUCCAAAAUCAUCCGCCUCCCUCGCUUGAUUUCCGAAAAGGGAGAUCGAGAAUGUUGUUUGUCGUCCCCUCCCGAUUAUCAUGGUUCAAUUUUCAUGUUAACAACUAAGAAACCCACCAUUGUUUUUUGUCGGCUAGACCGUAGAAGAAAGAGGUACAAAUGGGUUGAAAUGUCAUACGCUAAGCAGAUGAGGAGCAUAGUGGGCUGUGAUGGUUUCUUAGACAACCUAACUUGUUGCAAUGGUAAAGUAUAUGCCUUGAGUUGUAUUGGGAAUAGGUUGCGAUGUGUCAUACUCGUCGAUAUUGAGGUUAAGGGUACAGAAAUUGUGAUAAGUCUCUCGUGGUAUUUGAAGCACCCGACAACUUUCUACAUGGAUGGUCAUUCAUAUACUAUUGGUUUUUUUAAAGGAUGUUGUAGCGAAUUGUUCUUCGUUAAAUUAGGUGUUAUUGAUGAUGCGGGAGAGAAAACAGUUUGUGGGGUGUAUGUAUAUAAAUUGGACACGAAAAAUAUAAGAUGGGAACGAAUGGAAGAUCUCAAAGGUGCUGCAAUCUUUUUGGAUCUUUCUCAACAUAGCAUGUUUUACAGCCCUGCAAUUGGCUCGGAGUUAGGGGGUUAUGUACACCUUCUUGACAAAUCCGGGAAAGUAAUACAGUCAUAUGACUACAAGAAUAAAACCGUAGCUUUAUCUAUCAUGCCAACGCCCUAUGCAUCAUCGGCGGAAUGCAGGUUACGACAAGAAGAGGACAGUACAAAUAAUAGUAAUAACACGACGAUUGAAGGGGAGAAUAUGGAGUCACGCCUUCUCAACAUUCCGUUUGAUGUUUUGAAGACGAUUAUGGAGUUUUGUGUUGGCGUCGAAUACCUUAACUUUCGUGCUGUCUGUAAGAAAUGCCACUUAGCAGCACCUAUGAUCCGAUGGAGUAAGGGAGGGAGAUUGCAGACAUAUUCAUUAGUUUCACCAUUGCUAAUGGUGUUAGACCAAGAUCGGCGUGUUACCUCUUUUACUGAUCCAAUGUUUGGUGAUAGGUACUUUAUAAAGACACCUCGAGAAUUGAUUGGUGAUGUGCAAAUACAUUGUUCCAUGUAUGGUUGGCUGCUUAUAGAAAGACUUAAGGGACCACUACUUGCGGGACAACUAAUGUUCUUUAACCCCUUCACAAGUGAUAUCCGUGAGCUUCCGGACGCCCCUAGAUUAGACACCUAUUGUUUCUCAGCACCACCUACUUCCUCUGAAUGUAUGGUUGUUGGAUUUACAACACGAGGCGAAUGGCAUGUUUUCGUCUACUUUGUAGCUCGAGAACCAUCUUGGCGUAGUUUCCGUCUUCUAAAUUUUAGUGGUGAUAGCUCACGCUCCUUUCGUUUUGCUACACUCUAUGCCCGAAAUCUUUAUGCUUUGUAUAACAAUGGAGGGCUUGAUUUCAUAGAUACAGACAACGAACAUUACACUUGGCGUAAAGUUUUAGCCAAAGGCCCAAACAGUAGUGACGGAUCUCUCAAACAAAACUUUCUAAUGAAAUGUGAUCAACAGCUUUUACUAGUCACCAUGAGCGAGUUUGGAGGACGUGUUGAUGUAUUCAAGUUGAAUAAUGAUUCUACUGAAUGGGAGAAGACAGAGAAUUUAGGAAAGUAUGCGAUUUAUAUUUAUGGUAAGUCAUGCCUUUGCAUGGAAGCCAAAAUGCCAACAAUGGCGAACAAGAUUUACUUUCCGCGCGUGCAUUCUGAUAACUGGAAGAUAGUGUUCUAUUCUCUCGAAACAAGAAGGUAUCACACAUCCAAUAUUGAAGAAAGUUUUGUGAAUUUCAUGGGAACCACAUAUCAUCUCAACCCUCAUGCGUGGAUUGAACCUAGCUGGUCAUAGGUAGCUUCAUUAUUAUGUUUUAUUAGCAUCACCGACUUGUCAAGUGCAUCUCUUUAAUGAUUCAAUGCACUAUUCGCAACUGUUGGGUUAAAUCAAUGAACUUUUAAGGUUUACAAUUG
Helianthus annuus (common sunflower) is the source of this 2345-nucleotide messenger RNA. RefSeq lists its product as uncharacterized. The record is from RefSeq and is a predicted model, not a curated record. The transcript has 3 exons. Bases 106 to 2226 code for a protein of 706 amino acids. Lineage: Eukaryota; Viridiplantae; Streptophyta; Magnoliopsida; Asterales; Asteraceae. Gene Ontology annotation, molecular function: protein binding.